AACCGAAGCCGCCAAGAGACCCAAGGACGGCAGUGACCCAAGCGGCCGAAACGCGAAACGAACCAGUAACCCAAAAACCUCACAGAAAAAAAAACAAUAAUACAUCAUGGGCGGUCAGUCCUUCGGGUGGGGGAUCCUGUGCCUGGCCUGCCUCCUGCUGGCCGCCCACGCGCAGGGGCAGCCGCGGGAGAGGACCGAGGGCGCCAACGUCCUGAUCCUGCACCCCAUCUACGCCGGGAGCCACGAACUCACCCUCAGGAAGUUUGGGGAGAAGCUGGUGGAGCGCGGGCACCGAGUGACGCAGCUGCGGUGGCGCUCCACCAAGACGCGCGCCGUCAACUCCUCCGUCCAGGUCAUCACGCUCAACCCGGAUAACCACGAUCUGCGGCAGCGUGGCGAGCAGAUGGCUGGGAUCAUCCUACUCUCGCUGUCUCCCAACAACACCACAAGCAGCAUGUGUGCCGGUAACGGGUUGCGUUGCACCAAUUCAGGCCCUAAAUGA
This is a messenger RNA of Penaeus indicus, 502 nucleotides long. RefSeq lists its product as uncharacterized. The record is from RefSeq and is a predicted model, not a curated record. The coding region runs from base 107 to 502 and encodes 131 amino acids. NCBI's taxonomy places the organism in Eukaryota, Metazoa, Arthropoda, Malacostraca, Decapoda, Penaeidae. The transcript is spliced from 2 exons.